Anneissia japonica is the source of this 2286-nucleotide messenger RNA. RefSeq names its product latent-transforming growth factor beta-binding protein 2-like. NCBI's taxonomy places the organism in Eukaryota, Metazoa, Echinodermata, Crinoidea, Comatulida, Comatulidae. The transcript has 17 exons. The record is from RefSeq and is a predicted model, not a curated record. Gene Ontology annotation, molecular function: calcium ion binding. The coding region runs from base 1 to 2286 and encodes 761 amino acids.
AUGAUUGAGCAACAUGUCUUUAGACCAAGCAUUGAACUUCCCAUCAAGCCCUUGCCAUGCCUGUCAACGGUAACAGACCCACUGUGGUGUAUUCAGCUUGAGACGCUUAGGAAAGCUAACAAACCCAAGGUGCCUGCAGUAGGUCCUCAUGUAUGCCGGGGUCCAUACGGUCCACAGUGCUGCAUAGGAUGGGAAAGAUCAAAAUCAUCGGGAAUGUGCAUAACACCUGUCUGUCGUGGAAGCUGUGGAGAAGGUACUUGUACUGCACCAAAUCGCUGUACGACAUGUACGACGACAGCCACCGGUAUCUCUUGUACAAGUUCAGUACCCAGAUACACAGGAGCUCUGCAAGAAGGUCGUACAGGAAAUUCGCAGACGAGAACAGCAACUGAAGAAUGGCGAGUGAUAUAUGAGGAUUCGAAGAAAGUCACCCCUGAUAGAGCUAGUUCUCAUAGGCCAGCUAAUCAACCAUCGGCAUCAUCAUAUUAUAACUCGUGUUCAAGUCUUCGAUGUCAAUACCGAUGUGAGCGUGUUAGUGGGUUACCAAGGUGUACCUGUCCAAAGGGCUACCAAGUGAGGCCUGAUCUACGAACAUGUCAAGAUAUUGAUGAGUGUUUACAAGCUGGCCUGUGCAAUCACUUCUGUAGCAACAAAGAAGGCAGCUUUGAAUGUACAUGUCGCCAGGGUUAUGUCCUGCAGAGCAACUUGAAGACCUGUCUACCGAUUCAGAGGCCAGUUAAUCCCGUGAAUUCCAGGAAACCAGGGACGGCUGCCCAAAGCGGCCUAUACGGAUCCGCCACUAGAUAUGUGCCGAAUGGUUAUGCAACAUCAACACGGGGCAUCUCACCGCUAUAUAGAACAUACACAAGAUGCUCCACUUGUAACCCAAUUAGGAGUUGCCCACCAGGAACAGUUCUCAGAUCUACCUCCAAUGGUGUUCAGUGCAUUGUAUUUCUAGAUGUGGAUGAAUGCGGCAGUUCAAACUGUGAACAUGACUGUGUUAAUGCAGAGGGCGGGUAUAAGUGCGAAUGUAGGCCUGGAUUUGUGUUGUCAGCUGAUAAACAGAAAUGUGUCGAUGAAGAUGAGUGUUCUCGUAGUGAUUUUCCGUUAUGUCAUCAUAUUUGCACCAAUACGAUUGGAAGUUAUCGCUGUUACUGCAGACCAGGAUUUUACUUGCAUCCAAAUGGAAAAUCAUGCAUUGAUGUUGAUGAAUGUCUAAAUACCAAUGGUUUAAGCCAACCUGCUUGCCACCACAGCUGCAGGAACACGCAUGGCAGCUUCCAGUGUCUCUGUCGUGUCGGCUUCACGUUGAUGGAGGAUGGCAGCACAUGUGCAGAUGUCAAUGAAUGCGAGCAAGCCAACCGUUGCUCAGGACGAUGUAUAAAUACAAUUGGCUCAUACACUUGCUCAUGUGGUCAAGGAUACGCCAAUCAGGGAUCUCGAUGUGUUGAUAUUAACGAGUGUGCGACACCUGGUAAGGGAGGCUGUGCGGGUACGUGUAUCAACACAGAGGGCAGCUACUUUUGCUCCUGUGGGUAUGGCUUCCAACUUGGUCAAGAUGGUAGAAGCUGUCAAGAUGUAAAUGAAUGUAGUGCUUAUGGUCAACAAGUUUGUGAAAAGGGCUGCAAGAACAUGGAUGGAUCUUUUCAUUGUGUGUGUCCAGAUGGAUACAGACUACACUCUAAUAAACGCAACUGUGUUGAUAUUGAUGAAUGUAGAGAAAUACCAGGAUUGUGCCACUACCAAUGUCAGAACAAUCGAGGAUCAUACGUGUGUGUUUGCCCCGCCGGAAUGAGAUUGGCCGCCGAUGGCAAGAUGUGCAGCGAUAUUGACGAAUGCGAAGGGCUUCAUGAGUGCGAGGGCGAUUGUCAAAACACAAUUGGAAGCUACCAGUGCACGUGUGAAGGCGGCUUUGUCACCGGAAGUAGAACACGAUGCCAACGAACUAAGCAUUGUACGCCCGAUACAUGUGAUCAUCAUUGCGUGGACACGGCCAAUGGCUUCAAUUGCUUGUGCCGAUCAGGUUACCAGCUUGAUCCAGGUGGUAGAAACUGCCGAGAUAUUGACGAGUGCCACGCUGUUACCAACGGAGGGUGUCAGCACGAGUGCCGUAACACCCUUGGCAGCUUCUAUUGUACGUGCUUACCCAACUAUCGGCUGUACUAUGAUCGACGACGUUGUAUUCCAUUGUCAAGUUGUAGGAAUUGUAAUCAACAACAGUGUUCAACAGGAUUUAGCAAGGAUGCUUCUGGUAGAUGUGUUGAUGGAUCACAUAGUUGCAAGUAA